Molecule: messenger RNA, 1755 nt
Organism: Cannabis sativa
Lineage: Eukaryota; Viridiplantae; Streptophyta; Magnoliopsida; Rosales; Cannabaceae
Product: uridine kinase-like protein 4
Exons: 15
Coding region: 107-1555 (482 amino acids)
Cellular component (GO): cytoplasm
Molecular function (GO): kinase activity; ATP binding
Source: RefSeq, a predicted model, not a curated record
CUUCCACUAUUUAUAAGCUUUCUCUCUCUUUCUGUAAAUUUUCAUUCUUCAAAAAAACACUUUCUCUCUCUAAAAAUUCACGCUUCCAGGCUCCAAAAAGGUAACAAUGGUCUCUUUGGGCAUGGAGUCUAAAUCGGUUGCGGAUUUAAUAGAAGCUUCCUCAGGGGUUCAUUUUUCUGGAUUUCACAUGAAUGGUCUGCAGGAAAGACAUUCAGGUGUGGAGCAAGCAACAACUUCUGCUGCUGAUAACAUUGUUAUGCAACCUUUUGUCAUAGGGGUUGCUGGCGGAGCAGCUUCUGGUAAGACUACAGUUUGUGAUAUGAUUAUACAGCAGCUUCAUGACCAGCGUGUUGUUCUUGUUAACCAGGAUUCUUUUUACCAUAAUUUGACACCAGAAGAACAUGCAAGAGUGCAUGAAUACAAUUUUGAUCAUCCUGAUGCAUUUGAUACCGAAAAACUCUUAGCUUCUAUGGAAAAGUUGAGGAAUGGGCAAGCCGUAGAUAUUCCAAAAUAUGACUUCAAAAGCUACAAAAACAACCAGCAUAGAAGGGUAAAUCCUUCAGACGUGAUAAUUUUGGAAGGCAUUCUCAUUUUUCACGAUCCCCGUGUUCGAGAGUUGAUGAAUAUGAAGAUAUUUGUCGAUACAGAUGCUGAUGUUCGUUUAGCAAGGAGGAUUAGGCGCGACACAGUUGAAAAAAACAGGGAUAUUGGUACAGUUCUUGAUCAGUACUCAAAGUUUGUGAAGCCUGCAUUUGAUGACUUUAUUCUUCCUACAAAAAAAUAUGCCGAUAUCAUUAUUCCCCGUGGAGGAGAUAAUCAUGUGGCAAUUGAUUUGAUUGUACAACACAUCCGUACAAAGCUUGGCCAGCAUGACUUGUGUAAAAUAUAUCCUAAUUUAUACGUUAUACAUUCAACUUUUCAGAUACGGGGCAUGCAUACCCUCAUACGUGAUUCUCAAACAACAAAGCAUGAUUUUGUUUUUUAUGCUGAUCGGCUGAUUCGUUUGGUCGUUGAACAUGGUCUCGGACAUCUGCCAUUUACCGAAAAGCAGGUGGUUACUCCAACCGAGUCGGUGUAUACUGGUGUAGACUUCUGUAAGAGAUUAUGUGGUGUGUCAGUAAUCAGGAGCGGUGAGAGUAUGGAGAAUGCUUUGAGAGCAUGUUGUAAGGGAAUCAAGAUUGGGAAAAUUCUAAUUCACAGAGAAGGAGACAAUGGCCAACAGCUCGUCUACGAAAAACUUCCCCAAGAUAUCUCAGAUAGGCAUGUCUUACUAUUGGAUCCUAUUUUAGGCACAGGGAAUUCGGCUGUUCAGGCAAUCUCUUUACUCUUAAGGAAAGGUGUACCUGAAUCCAACAUCAUAUUUCUCAAUCUCAUAUCUGCACCUCAAGGAAUUCAUGUGGUCUGCAAAAGAUUCCCAAGAAUUAAGAUUGUGACAUCUGAGAUUGAAAGUGGUUUGAACGGAGAUUAUCGUGUCAUACCGGGCAUGGGCGAGUUUGGAGACCGAUAUUUCGGAACUGAUGAUGAUGACUGGCAAGAAGUGACUCACUCAACUUAAAAACAUAAUAAUAAUAGUAAUAAUAAUAAUAAUAAUUAAUAAUAAAAGAAAGAAAGAAAAAAAAAGAUCUCCAUACUUAUAUGUCUUUUAUUUUUGUCCACUCCAAUCAUCCUCUUAUCCGAAAAUCAGCUAAACUUGCUUUUGACUUAUAUAUAAUUCUGCUGGCUUCUCUACUUUUAUAAGAGUUGAAAUUUUGUUGA